AUGGGGAAGGGAGACACCCAGGAGGCAGCUCCACCCACCUCAGCCCACCGCUCUGUCAUGGAGGAGUAUGGUUAUGAGGUGGGUAAGGCCGUUGGCAAUGGCUCCUAUGGGACAGUAUAUGAGGCUUACUACACAAAGCAGAAGGUCAUGGUGGCUGUCAAGAUCAUCUCAAAGAAGAAGGCCUCUGAAGACUAUCUGAACAAGUUCCUGCCCCGUGAGAUACAGGUAAUGAAAGUCCUGCGGCACAAGUACCUCAUCAACUUCUAUCAGGCCAUCGAGACCACAUCCCGGGUGUACAUAAUUCUGGAGCUGGCUCAGGGUGGCGAUGUCCUUGAAUGGAUCCAGCGCUACGGGGCCUGCUCUGAGCCCCUUGCUGGCAAGUGGUUCUCCCAGAUGACUCUGGGCAUCGCCUACCUGCACAGCAAGGGCAUCGUGCACCGGGACUUAAAGUUGGAGAACCUAUUGCUGGACAAGCGGGAGAAUGUGAAGAUAUCGGACUUUGGUUUCGCCAAGAUGGUGCCUUCUAACCAGGCUGUGCGUACUAGCCCUUCUUACGGACAAAUGAACUGCUUUAACCACCUCAGCCAGACCUACUGUGGCAGCUUUGCUUAUGCGUGCCCAGAGAUCUUGUUAGGCUUGCCUUACAACCCUUUUCUGUCUGACACCUGGAGCAUGGGCGUCAUCCUCUACACUCUAGUGGUUGCCCGUCUGCCUUUUGAUGACACCAAUCUCAAGAAGCUGCUGAAAGAAACUCAGAAGGAGGUCACUUUUCCAGCUAACUUGUCCAUCUCCCAGGAGUGCAAGAACCUGGUCCUCCAGAUACUACGCCAAGCCACCAAGCGUGCCACCAUCCUGGACAUCAUCAAGGAUCCCUGGGUGCUCAAGUUCCAGCCUGAGCAACCCACCCAUGAGAUCAGGCUGCUUGAGGCCAUGUGCAAGUCGCCUAGCGUGGCAAACCGUCACCAAUCCAUGGAAAUCAGUAUCUGA
Messenger RNA from Phyllostomus hastatus (greater spear-nosed bat), 987 nucleotides. RefSeq names its product testis specific serine kinase 4 (gene TSSK4). Bases 1 to 987 code for a protein of 328 amino acids. Lineage: Eukaryota; Metazoa; Chordata; Mammalia; Chiroptera; Phyllostomidae. Gene Ontology annotation, cellular component: cytoplasm. The transcript has 4 exons. Gene Ontology annotation, molecular function: ATP binding; tau-protein kinase activity; protein serine/threonine kinase activity. The record is from RefSeq and is a predicted model, not a curated record. Gene Ontology annotation, biological process: protein phosphorylation; intracellular signal transduction; microtubule cytoskeleton organization.